Molecule: messenger RNA, 771 nt
Organism: Beauveria bassiana ARSEF 2860
Lineage: Eukaryota; Fungi; Ascomycota; Sordariomycetes; Hypocreales; Cordycipitaceae
Product: GNAT family acetyltransferase, putative
Exons: 2
Coding region: 1-771 (256 amino acids)
Molecular function (GO): acyltransferase activity, transferring groups other than amino-acyl groups
Source: RefSeq, a predicted model, not a curated record
AUGAAAGUUCGCGCCGCCACCGACGCCGACGUCCCCGCCAUUGCGGCCCUCAUUCUCGCCGCCGCCUCCGCCGAGGCGCCCUGGACGAGCUACCUGCCGGCCCGCCUGCGCCGCGACCCGGUCCUCGUGCAGCACGCCGAGGCCGUGCUGCGCAGCCAUCUCGCGGCCGGCGACGAGACGUCGGUUGUCGUGGUCGCCGAGCUGUCUGCCGACGAGUCGGACCGCAGCCGGCCUGAGAUUGUAGCCGCCGCGGUCUGGGACACCUAUACCUCCUGGGCGCAACCCGCCAAGACUGGGCAACCCGCCAAGACUGUAAACCCCUUCAAAGACGCCGCGGGCUGCACCACCACCUCCUACACAGGCGACAACUGGUGCCCCCACGACGCCGGGGACGACUACCGCAAGCUCAGCGCCCUGGGUGACGCCAUGCGCCAGGGUCGCCGCCGCUUCUUUGCCGUCGAGGAGCCGCACGUCUACCUGCGCGUCCUCGCCACGCACCCGGAUCACCAAGGCCGCGGGCACGCCAAGGUCCUCUGCCGGUGGGGAGUCGCCCUCGCCCGCCGCAAGCGCGUCGGCGUCUGCCUGGCGACGGGCUCGCGCGGCUACAUUGCGCUCUCGGGCAUGGGGUUUGAGGACUUGGGCGCCGUCGUCGUUCCGGCCGGCCAGGGCUACGACGAGCAGGUCCUCAAGGCCCUGCGCAUGGACGCGGCGGCUGCGCAGGCUGCGAGUCCAAGUGUAUGGGACUCACUGUGGAAGUACAUUUCCAGCUAA